AUGGAAAAGACAGCAUUACGUGAACGUUACAUGGUCAUUAGACCGCUGUACUCAGAAGACUCCUUCACAGAGCAUCAUGAAAAAAUUCACAGGCUGCGCAAGAGUUUCGGGGACCAUAUAAGAGAUUAUUUCACUUGUAAUGCACAGCGUGCCGAGAAUGCAGCCCUUUCUGUGUUACCCAUAAUUCAAUGGAUGAAAAUGUACAGAAUCAAAGACUGGUUGCUCAGUGAUAUUGUGUCUGGUGUCAGCACUGGAUUGGUGGCUGUUCUGCAAGGUCUUGCCUUCUCCUUGCUUGCCUCUCUACCUCCUGGCUACGGGCUGUAUACUGCAUUUUUCCCUGUGAUAAUUUACUUUUUCAUGGGAACUUCCAGACACAUCUCAGUUGGAGCUUUUCCUGUACUGAGUCUGAUGGUGGGAGCAGUGGUGACCAGACUGGUGCCUGAUGAUGGUCCUCCUGCAAAUAUCACUGGAUUUGAGGGACUGACUAGAGAUGAACAGCGAGUCAUUGUGGCCUCCUCUGUCACCUUUCUAAUGGGGAUUUUCCAGUUGGGUAUGGGUCUGCUGCAAAUGGGUUUCAUAGUCAUGUAUCUGUCAGAUACACUGGUGUCUGGAUUCACCACAGCAGCUGCAAUUCAGAUUGUGGUGUCUCAGCUCAAGUUUAUUUUGGGACUGCAGAUACCAGGUAUCAGUGGACCACUCUCCAUUAUAUACACUUUGGAGAUGGUAGGUUCACAGAUUACGAAAACAAAUGUUCCUGACCUGGUGAUGUCCAUUGUGAUUAUGGCUGUGGUGCUCAUAGUUAAGGAGAUAAACAAUAGGUUCAAGUCAAGACUACCUGUCCCCAUUCCUAUUGAAGUUAUCAUGACUGUUAUUGCUUGCGGAGUCUCCUAUGGAUUUAGUUUUGAUGAUAUUUACAAAGUUGAAGUAAUUGGCAAGAUUCCAAACAGGUAUGAAACCCCGAUUUCUCCAAAUAUAGAGGUUCUCCAGCUGAGUGCUGUAGAUGCCUUCCCUCUGGCCAUAGUGGGGUUUGCUGUGGCUUUCUCUGUGGCUAAGGUCUAUUCUGUCAAACAUGACUACUCCAUAGAUGGAAACCAGGAGCUCAUUGCUUUUGGAGCCAGUAACAUCUUUGGAGCAUCCUUCAGGUCAUUUGCUGCCAGCACAGCUCUCUCUAGAACAGCUGUCCAGGAAAGCACAGGGGGAAAAACACAGAUUGCAGGUCUCAUAUCAGCUGUAAUGGCCAUGAUUGUCACCGUGGGAAUAGGAUUCCUUCUUGAGCCAUUGCCAAGGUCUGUAUUGGGUGCCCUGGUGAUUGUCAAUCUGAAAGGUAUGCUGAUGCAGGUCACUGAGGUCCCAUAUCUGUGGAGAAGAGACAGGCCUGAUUGCGUUAUCUGGGUGGUGACCUGUGUGUCCUCCAUCUUGCUUGGGCUGGAUUUGGGGCUUGCUGUGGGUUUGGGGAUAGAGCUGUUAGCUGUGGUCUUCAGGGUUCAGUUCCCUCGUUGUUCCGUCCUGGCUAACAUCACAGGAACAGAUCUCUACAGGGAUCGAAAAGACUACGUCCAUAUAUAUGAACCAGAGGGUAUUAAGAUCUUCAGAAUCCCCUCACCCAUUUUCUUUGCCAACAUUGAGUUUUUCCGCAGCAAACUUCUGGAAGCAGUAGGCUUUGACCCUCUCAGAGUUUUGAGAAAGAGGAACAAAGCCCUGAGGAAACUCAAGAAAAUGUACAGUAAAGGAGAUCUGCAGAUGACUUCUAGAGGCAUUGAACUCACAGGCUCUUUGCAAAGAGAAGAUUCUGAAGUCAGUGAGAACAGUAUGGAGGAACUCGACAGGCCCACAGACUUCUCAGAUCUUCCUGUCCAGGUGAACUGGAGAACAGAGCUUCCUGCCAACAUCGUUGUGCCCAGAGUGGACAUCCACAGCUUGGUCUUAGAUUUUGCUGCUGUGUCCUUCCUUGACAUCUCUGCUCUCAAGGGGCUGAAAAUGACAUUGAAAAACUUCCUGAGAGUGGAUGUGGAGGUCUAUAUUGUGUCAUGUGACGCAUAUGUCCUUGAGAAACUCCAUAGCUGCAUGUUUUUUGAUGAUGAGAUCAAGACAUCCAUAUUUUUCCCUACUCUUCAUGACGCCAUGUUGCACAUUCUGGAAAAGCAUUACAACCAAUCAAAUGAAAACAACAGCAUGAUGUGGUAA
Messenger RNA from Chanos chanos (milkfish), 2184 nucleotides. Its product is annotated as chloride anion exchanger-like. Bases 1 to 2184 code for a protein of 727 amino acids. Gene Ontology annotation, biological process: sulfate transmembrane transport. Gene Ontology annotation, cellular component: membrane. Gene Ontology annotation, molecular function: secondary active sulfate transmembrane transporter activity. Lineage: Eukaryota; Metazoa; Chordata; Actinopteri; Gonorynchiformes; Chanidae. The transcript has 18 exons. The record is from RefSeq and is a predicted model, not a curated record.